GAAACGUGUGGUUCUUUGACAAGAAAAUAGAUGUCAUGGAGACUUCAAUAGAACCAUCAAAAAGUGUGGAAAUCGAACCAGCACUUGCUGUAGUAGCUACACCAGUCACUGUUCAAGCUGUUGUACCACCACUCGUAACAACUGUCCCUGUUGUAGCAUCGGUUCCUGUGGAGUCCGUUGUAGCUUCAGUAGAGCCAACAGCAACACCAGCCGCACCUGUCCCCGCUCCGACACCAGUUAUUGUUGAAGCUGUCGUACUAUCAGAAGCAGUACAUCCAGUCGCAACAUCCGUACCUAUUCCAGCACUGGUUCCUAUGGAGUCCGUUGUAGCUCCAGUAGCGCCAACACCAACACCAGCGGCACCUGUUCCAGUCACUACACAUGUCACUGUUGAAGCUGUUGCACCACCAGUCGCAACAGCAGUCCCUGUUGUAGCAUCGGUUCCUGUGGAGACCGUUGUAGCUCCAGUAGCGCCAUCACCAGCGGCACCUGUUACUACCGCUACUCCUGUCACUGUUGAAGCUGUUGCACCAUCAGACGCUCCAACACCAGCGGCGCCUGUCCUCGCUCCAACAUCAGUCAUUGUUGAAGCUGUCGUACAACAAGAAGCAGUGCUUCCAGUCGCAACAGACGUCCCUGUUGCAGCACCGAUUUCUGUGGAGUCCGUGGUGGCUCCAGUAGUGCCAACACCAACACUUGCGGCACCAGUUUCUGCUGCAACACCAGUCACUGUUAGUGCUGUGGUCCCUGUUGCAGCACCGGUUCCUGUGGAGUCUGUGGUAGCGCCAAUAACAACACCAGUGACACCUGUUCCUGCCACUACACAAGUAAUUGUUGAAGCUGAGGUACCACUAGUCGCAACUACCGUCCCUGUUGCAGUACCGGUUCCUGUUGAGACCGUUGUAGCUCCAGUAGAGCCAACACCAUCACCAACGGCACCUGUUCCCGCCGCUACACCAGUCGCUGUUGAAGUUGCCGUACCACCAGUCGCAACUGCCAUCCCUGUUGCAGUACCGGUUCAUGUAGAAUCCGUGGUAGCUCCAGUGGAGUCAACACCAACACCAACGGCACCUGUUCCCGCUGCUACACCAAUCGCUGUUGAAGUUGCCGUACCACCAGUCGUAACGGCCAUCCCUGUUGCAGUACCGGUUCCUGUGGAGUCCGUGAUAGCGCCAACAAUAACACCAGUGAUACCUCUUCCUGCCGCUACACCAGUAACUGUUGAAGCUGCCGUAUCCCCAGUCGCAACGGCCAUCCCUGUUGCAGUACCGGUUCCUGUUGAGACCGUGGUAGCUCCAGUGGAGCCAACACCAACACCAGCGGCACCUGUUCCCGCCGCUACACCAAUCGCUGUUGAAGCUGCCGUAUCCCCAGUCGCAACGGCCAUCCCUGUUGCAGUACCGGUUCCUGUUGAGACCGUGGUAGCUCCAGUAGAGCCAACACCAACACAAGCGGCACCAGUUCCUGCUGCAACACCAGUCACUUCUGAAGCUGUCAUAUCACCAGUCGCAACGGACAUCCCUGUUACAACACCGGCUCCUGUUGAGACCGUGGUAGCUCCAGUAGAGCCAACACCGACACCAGCGGCACCUGUUCCCGCCGCUACACCAAUCGCUAUUGAAGCUGUCGCACCACCGGAAGUAGUACUUUCAGUCGUAACGGCCAUCCCUGUUGCAGCACCGGUUCCUGUGGAGUCCGUGGUAGCUCCAGUGGAGCCAACACCAACACCAGCGGAACUUGUUCCCGCCGCUACACCAAUCGCUGUUGAAGCUGUCGCACCACCGGAAGUAGUACUUCCAGUCGUAACGGCCAUCCCUGUUACAGUACCGGUUCCUGUGGAAUCCGUGAUAGCGCCAACACCAACACCAGUGAUACAUCUUCCUGCCGCUACACCAGUAACUGUUGAAGCUGCCGUAUCCCCAGUCGUAACGGCCAUCCCUGUCACAGUACCGGUUCCUGUGGAGUCCGUGAUAGCGCCAACACCAACACCAGUGAUACCUCUUCCUGCCGCUACCCCAGUAACUGUUGAAGCUGCCGUAUCCCCAGUCGCAACGGCCAUCCCUGUUGCAGUACCGGUUCCUGUUGAGACCGUGGUAGCUCCAGUAGAGCCAACACCAACACAAGCGGCACCAGUUCCUGCUGCAACACCAGUCACUGCUGAAGCUGUCAUAUCACCAGUCGCAACGGACAUUCCUGUUACAGCACCGGUUCCUGUUGAGACCGUGGUAGCUCCAGUGGAGCCAACACCAACACCAGCGGCACCUGUUCCCGCCGCUACACCAAUCGCUGUUGAAGCUGUCGCACCACCGGAAGUAGUACUUCCAGUCGUAACGGCCAUCCCUGUUGCAGCACCGGUUCCUGUGGAGUCCGUGAUAGAGCCAACACCAACACCAGUGAUACCUCUUCCUGCCGCUUCACCAGUCACUGCUGAAGCUGUCAUAUCACCAGUCGCAACGGACAUCCCUGUUACAGCACCAGUUCCUGUUGAGACCGUGGUAGCUCCAGUGGAGUCAACACCAACACCCGCGGCACCAGUUCCUGCUGCAGCACCUCUCACUGUUGAAGCUACCGUGGUAGCUUCAUUAGAGCCGACUCAAACACCAGUGGCUCCUGUUCCUGCCGCUACACCAGUCACUGUUGAAACUGUUACACCACCAGUCGCAACAGCCGUCCCUGUUGUAGCAUCGGUUCCUGUGGAGUCUGUUGUAACUCCAGUAGAGCUAAUACCAGCGGCCCCAGUUCCCGCGCCAACACCAGUCACUGUUGAAGUUGCCGUCCCACCAGAAGCGGUACUUCCAGUCGCAACAUCCGAACCUGUUCCAGCACUGGUUCCUGUCGAGUCCGUGGUAGCUCCUGAAGGGCCAACACCAACACCAGCGGCACCUGUUCCAGUCACUACACAUGUCACUGUUGAAGCUGUUGCACCACCAGUCGCAACAGCCGUCCCUGUUGUAGCAUCGGUUCCUGUGGAGUCCGUUGUAGCUCCAGUAGAGCCAACACCAACACCAACGGCACAUGUUCCUGCUGCAACACCAGUCAUUGUUGAAGUUGUCGUACCACCAGAAGUAGUACUUCCAGUCGUUACGGCCGUCCCAGUUGCAGCACCGGUUCCUGUCGAGUCCGUGGUAGCUUCAGUUGAGCCAACACCAACACCAGCGGCACCUGUUGUAGCAUCGGUUCCUGUGGAGUCCGUGGUAGCUUCAGUUGAGCCAACAUCAACACCAGCAGCACCUGCUCCUGCCGCUACACCUGUCACAGUUGAAGUUGCCGUAUCACCAGUCGCAAGGGCAAUCCCUGUUGGUGCAUCAGUUCCUGUGGAGACCGUGGUAGCUCCAGUAGAGCCAAUACCAGCGGCGUCUGUUCCCGCUGCAACAUCAGUCACUGUUGAAGCUGUCGUACUAGAUGAAGCAGUACUUCCAGUCACAAAUAUACCUGUCUCUGUUGAAGGUGCUAAGCCUCAAGAAGCUGAGCCCGACGCAGCACUGGCUCCAGGAGAGCCCUUGGUAACUCCUGUAAUUCCAACACCUCCUGUGACAACCGUUGAUCCUGUUGUCGCACCGGUUUCAGGGGAGUCCGCAAUAGUUCUUGUAUCUCCCCUUCAGGAGACGCCUGUCUCUGUCGCUGCACCAGUUUUUGUUGAAGAUGUCGUAACACCAGAAACAGUACCUCCAGUCGCAACAGACGUCUCUGAUGUCGUACUGGUUUCAGCAGAGCCCGAGGUAGUUCCAACACCUUUAGAGAGACCUGUUCCUGACACUUCACCUAUUACUGUUGGAGCAGUGCCUCCAAAUACAAUUGCAGUACUAGUUUCAACAGAGUCCGCGGCUGCUCCAGAAGCACAACCACUUGAGAAAACUGCAUCCGUUGCAACACAAGAAGCGGCGCAAUUAAUAGAGUCUAUUCAAGCUGAUAGCUUUGGGACUGCAGAAAUAAUCGUAGAGGCCCCAGAAGAAAAAUGCUUGCCGGCUUUAGAAUCUGUUGCCUCUCUAGAAGAAAUGUUAGGUACUACAACUCAACAACCAGUAGUGGAAACACCAGUUUCCGAAUCGGAUCCAGCUGAAGUUGAAAUGGAAGCUUUAGUAACUGCGCAGAACCAGACUAAAGUCGCUAAUCAGAUUUCAAAUGUAAAUGCAGAUAUCGUGCCAAUUGCAAAGAUUUAUCCAACACGAAGGGAUCUAAAUACAAACGAUGUAUCACUUUUAGCCAUAGCAGCAACUUUGGAUUCAAUUGCAGAUAAACUAAAGGAUCAAAGAGCCAGGAAUCAAGAAGUUCUCGACCGCAUAUGCGAAAUUGAGAAGAUUCUGGGUGUGACAAAGAACUAAAGUCGAUUUAUUAUUAAAUUACUAAUUGCAUAUUAUUGACAUAUACAACGAAAUAAAGAAUGAUAACCGUAUAAAAAUAAACUAUCGAAUGUGCUGUUCAA
This is a messenger RNA of Drosophila nasuta, 4423 nucleotides long. It is a transcript of the gene Cpn, whose product is annotated as Calphotin. NCBI's taxonomy places the organism in Eukaryota, Metazoa, Arthropoda, Insecta, Diptera, Drosophilidae. The transcript has 3 exons. The record is from RefSeq and is a predicted model, not a curated record. Bases 36 to 4322 code for a protein of 1428 amino acids.